CCGGGRGGGCGGGCCGCCAGGGGGCGCCACAUCCGGGGCGUGACGGCGCCGUCAUGGCGGCCGCGUUCAAAACUGUGGAACCAUUGGAAUAUUACAGGAGGUUUUUGAAAGAGAAUUGUCGGCCUGAUGGRAGAGAGCUGGGUGAAUUCCGGACAACCACUGUUAACAUAGGUUCAAUUACAACUGCAGAUGGUUCUGCCCUGGUGAAGCUAGGAAAUACCACGGUCAUUUGUGGAGUAAAAGCGGAGCUUGCAGCACCUGCAGCAGAUUCUGCUAAUAAAGGAUAUAUUGUUCCAAAUGUAGAGCUGCCAUCCCUCUGUGCAGAGAGGUUUCGGUCUGGACCACCUGGUGAAGAGGCUCAAGCAGCGAGCCAGUUCAUCGCAGAUGUGAUUGAAAAUUCGCAGAUGAUAGUGAAAGAAGAUCUGUGUAUUGCCAAUGGCAAGCUUGCUUGGGUGUUAUACUGUGAUAUCAUAUGUCUGGACUAUGAUGGAAACCUUCUGGAUGCCAGUGUCUUUGCUUUGUUGGCAGCAUUAAAAAAUGUACAAUUGCCGUUGGUUACAAUAAAUGAAGAAACUGGUUUAUCAGAAGUUAAUUUGAAACAGAAGAAUCCUUUGCUUAUCAGAAAGCAUCCGGUUGCCACAUCGUUUGCUGUAUUUGAUGACAMCUUACUCAUUGUUGACCCAACUGCUGAAGAAGAAGAUUUAGCAACUGGAACAGUAACCAUUGUAACUGAUGAAGAAGGCAGACUGUGUUCUGUCCAUAAACCAGGUGGAAGUCCUCUUACAGGAGCCAAGCUUCAGGACUGUAUCACCAGAGCAAUUACAAGACACAAAGAAGUAAAGAAGCUGAUAGACAAAGUAAUAAAAAGUAUAACACCCAAGUAA
Molecule: messenger RNA, 884 nt
Organism: Malurus melanocephalus (red-backed fairy wren)
Lineage: Eukaryota; Metazoa; Chordata; Aves; Passeriformes; Maluridae
Gene: EXOSC8
Product: exosome component 8
Exons: 11
Coding region: 54-884 (276 amino acids)
Biological process (GO): nuclear polyadenylation-dependent rRNA catabolic process; U4 snRNA 3'-end processing; nuclear mRNA surveillance
Cellular component (GO): nuclear exosome (RNase complex); cytoplasmic exosome (RNase complex)
Source: RefSeq, a predicted model, not a curated record